AUGCCUCACAAAGACUUGCCCAUUAGACCUCUGGUCCGUGCUUUUGACCCCGUUGGUCCAGAUACUCUUGGGCCGCCAGACCUUGACUUUGCUUCUCUGUUUAGAGAGCGAAAUGUCCCUGAAGAUGCUCCUCUGACGCUGUAUCCUGAGCAGCUGAACGUGCCAUGGCAUACUUCUCUCCCAUGGACAAGGCAGUCCAAGUGGUGGGUACAGGGUGAAGCAGCUGGACGGGACUUGGUGAAUCGGAUCAGUGCCGACAAGGCGUCUGAGAGGGGAGCUCUACCUGUGGAGUUUAUGGAUGAGCGCCGAAAGGGAAAGAUUGACGAGCUCGUCGAAGAUGCGGUUUCAUGCGCUGUUUACCUAUACCCAUCAUCGUCGCCAACGCGAAUAGAGCUGCUAACUCAGGCUCUUUUGCUUCUAUUUUUCCACGAUGAUGUUAUGGAGCGCGGUGCAACACAAGAUGAUGCAACAGUUUGUGAUGAUUUCGUAACCAUGAUACCCAAGAACAAACACAUGAAACGAUACUUCGCAGAGGUCCUAGAAUGCGAUCCCAUUCUUGGACCUGGUCUACUUCGAGCUAUCGGACUGUUUGUCAAUGCAGGUCGUAAGAAGUCACCGUUCAAGCAAGAUAAAUACGCAACGUUAGCCGAGUACUUGGACUACCGCCGCCACGAUAUUGCUAAGCCUUUCAUGAUCGCUGCUAUUCGAUUUGGAAGCGGUGUUCGCCAGACGCCCGAGGAAACCGCUCCCUUUGCCGAGCUAGAAGACCUCUACGUGCAGCACUCCAUCCUCAUAAACGAUCUCUACUCCUACGAUAAAGAGAUGUACGAGGCGCGCACCAUCAACGGCUCUGUCGUCAACGCAGUACACGUCAUUGAAAAACUCAUGUGUGUGCCGCCGCAUUUGGCAAAGACUAUCACUAGAACUAUGAGCUUCGACGUCGAGAAGAAGUACUACGCCGAGUCAGAGAGGUUCAUGCGUGAUCCUGCGUUGAACGACAAGCAGCGUACUUAUGUCAUUGCGCUAUUUGAUUGUUUGACUGGGAAUCUGUUUCACCAUGCUACGUUGGGAAGAUAUUCUCGAUAUGCGGAGUAUGUUUUUGACUGCAAGACUUAG
Molecule: messenger RNA, 1116 nt
Organism: Fusarium fujikuroi IMI 58289
Lineage: Eukaryota; Fungi; Ascomycota; Sordariomycetes; Hypocreales; Nectriaceae
Exons: 4
Coding region: 1-1116 (371 amino acids)
Source: RefSeq, a predicted model, not a curated record